Molecule: messenger RNA, 1112 nt
Organism: Drosophila ficusphila
Lineage: Eukaryota; Metazoa; Arthropoda; Insecta; Diptera; Drosophilidae
Gene: Timp
Product: tissue inhibitor of metalloproteinase
Exons: 5
Coding region: 320-952 (210 amino acids)
Biological process (GO): negative regulation of endopeptidase activity; negative regulation of membrane protein ectodomain proteolysis
Cellular component (GO): extracellular matrix
Molecular function (GO): metalloendopeptidase inhibitor activity; protease binding
Source: RefSeq, a predicted model, not a curated record
UCCAGUGCAGAACCGCAAGCCCAUCGAGCUAGAACGCCACAAAGUUGGCGACGGAGAAAUCGCGAGCGAUCGGUUGAAUAUAUUGUAUCAAGUGCAGUCGAAUCGAAUCGAGACGAGUCGAGUUGAGUGCGAUUGCGAGUGCCGGUGAAAAUACAUUUCCUUGUUUUUCCCCUAUUUCUUGGGUUCAAGUGUUCAAAAACCAGCAGUGCAAAAUAUCACCACGAAAUAGGUUGCUGUUUAAAGGUAAAAAAAGUAAUCUUCGGGGACCGACUCACUGGCGGCGACAUAAAAACCAGAGUAAUUUUAUCUGCUCGCAGCCAUGGAUUUUAGAAGGCAUUUGGCUUUAUUGACACUCCUCCUGGUCGCCGUACUCGCGUUUUACGGUCGCCCAGUGGACGCCUGCAGUUGCAUGCCCGCCCAUCCGCAGACGCACUUCUCCCGCGCGGACUACGUUGUCCAGCUGCGCGUCCUCCGCAAAUCGGAAACCAUCGAGCCGGGCAAGACCACCUACAAAGUUCACAUCAAGCGCACCUACAAGGCCACCCCUGAAGCGCGGCGAAUGCUGCGCGAUGGUCGACUGGCGACUCCACGAGAUGAUGGGAUGUGCGGGAUCAAGUUGGACCUGGGAAAAGUCUAUAUAGUAGCAGGCAGGAUGCCAUAUCUAACCAUUUGCAGCUACUACAAGGAGUACACCAAGAUGACCAUCACAGAGCGCCAUGGCUUCAGUGGCGGUUAUGCCAAGGGAGCCAAGUGCGAAGUAACUCCCUGCUUUGGAGACAGGUGCUUCAAGGGUCGCAGCUAUGCGGAUGAGUGCAAGUGGUCACCAUUUGCUAAAUGCGAGCGGGACUUCAGUGCCUGUAUGCCACAUCAAGUGCAAACGGCCAAUGGAGAAGUUUCCCGCUGUCGCUGGCGACGCACACAGUUGUACAGAAAGUGCCGAAGUGACCCGUAAAUCCUACGGAUUUUUCAGAACCCCCUCCACCCCAAAAAGUCCGCUUCCUUGUUAUGCUACCCAUUUUUCUCUGUCCAGAGCUUUAAUACGUACGUUAUGCCUAAUGUGUUAUUUAUUAAUUGAUGCUUUUGAACUUGUAACCAGCCGGCUCUAUAGCAGC